This is a messenger RNA of Anisakis simplex (herring worm), 1998 nucleotides long. NCBI's taxonomy places the organism in Eukaryota, Metazoa, Nematoda, Chromadorea, Rhabditida, Anisakidae. The record is from the annotation of a GenBank genome assembly.
AGGUAUAUGGAAUCACAGGGGGACCCUCGAAAUGACCCGAUCGUGAUUUGGUUGAACGGUGGACCGGGAUGCAGCUCGUUGAUGGGACUGCUUGAGGAGUUGGGACCUUUCAGACCAAACCCGGACGGGAGAACUCUUUUCGAGAACGUUUUCUCGUGGAAUAAGGUGUGGAAUUUGGGUAUUUUUUGCAUUUUUUGGGGAAUUUCAGGCAAAUUUUUCGCCGCCAAUUUGAUGUUCUUGGAGACGCCUCGAGGUGUGGGAUUCUCCUAUCAGAAUAUGACUGAGAAUGCGGACACGGAAUGGGAUGAUACGAAGACGGCAGAGGAGACGGCUGACGCUAUCGAAGACUUCUUCAAUAUAUAUAAAAAUCUGCGAUCGCAUAAGAAUGAGCUGUAUCUGACGGGUGAAUCGUAUGCUGGCAUAUAUAUACCGAUGACGACGAAUGUCCUAAUCGAUAGAAUUCAGCACAAAGGUUUGCAACUGAAUUUCGCAGGUGUGGCCAUUGGAAACGGCGCCUUCAGUAUAAUCCAAGAGAUUCGUGCCAAUGCUGAUUUCAUGUACUUCCAUGGUUUCUACGGCAGAGAUGAAUGGGAUCAACUGCAGAGAUGUUGUCCUCAAAUCGAACCAUCCGAUGAUCUGCUUCCAUCGGUUAUAUGUGCCUACGAAAAGUAUGUGAGUGUGAAUGGGUCUGGAUUGGUGAAUCCACUGAAUAGUUCCGAUACGCAAUUCCGAAAAUGCAGCGAUCUGGUGGUCAACCUCUCCGAAUGGAGUGUCUGGAAUAAUGUGUAUAAUGUGUAUGCGUUGUAUGAAGAGUGUUACGAGAGAUCAAUCAAGUCGCAGUCGCAACAGCAACGAAAACGUAUUCGAGAACGAAUGGUGCCGACAGCACGUGAACAGCAACUUUUUGAGAAACUCAAAAAAUCACCUAGGAGACUGCAAUCGGCAUAUCGCCACGUGAUGCGAUCAUCUGAGUACGUGUUCUCAACGGAUCAACUGGGUGGUUUCCCGUGCUAUAUGGACGCAGCCUCAGAGAAGUAUCUGGCUCAAGCGCACGUCAGAUCCGCGUUGCAUAUUCCGGAUUACGUACAGAAUUGGGUAGCGUGCAGUCCAUUGGUCGAGGCUGGUUACACCCAACUCUAUAAUGAUUCGUUGCCGGUGCUGCAAAAGAUAGUCGAUAGUGGAUACAAAUUCAGAAUUUUGAUUUAUAAUGGCGAUGCGGAUGCUGGAUGCAACAUCUUCGAGGCUGAGUACACAUUCGAUGAGCUGGCAAAGAGGAAUGAUAUGCAACGAGGUCAACGAUCGCCGUGGUACUAUCGAAUGGAGAAAAAUUACGCGAGCGAAUUGGCUGGUUAUCAGCAGCGUUUUGUGCAUAAUAAAGGGCAGUUGGUCAUUGAUGUGCUGACGGUUAAGGGUGCCGGUCACCUGGUGCCAACCUACCGACCCGGGCCGGCACUUCAGAUGAUCACCAACUUCCUGCGAAACGCCGCAAACUACAGCCAGUUCCAGCCAUUCAAUUUGACCCGCCAUGAACUCCUUCCUCAAUUCCAGCCUCCUUACGUGAACUCAACAACCCCGGAACCGGAACCGGAAACAACCACACCGGAAGAGGAAUCAACAACCACCACACCGGAACCGGAACCAACAACCUCCAUACCGGAACCGGAACCAUCAACCACCACACCGGAACCGGAAUCAACAUCCAUCACACCGGAAGUGAUAACGUCAAUCAUCACAAUCGAACCGGAAUCAACAACCACCACACCGGAACCGGAACCAACAACCCCGGAACCGGAAUCAACAACCACCACGGAAUCGGGAUCUGAAUCAACACCGGAAGAAUCCCCGGCUACUGGUCCGGAGUCAACCGGAACGCCGACGGCAACCACAACGAAAUCAAGUGCUCGAAUGUCGUUAAAAUACAAUUCGGUGACGAUGGCCGUAGUGCAGUUGCUGGGUGCUGUGGCUGUCUGGACGAUGCUGGGAAUGGGCUCGGCUUAA